Messenger RNA from Aspergillus niger, 780 nucleotides. RefSeq lists its product as uncharacterized. Bases 1 to 780 code for a protein of 259 amino acids. The record is from RefSeq and is a predicted model, not a curated record. NCBI's taxonomy places the organism in Eukaryota, Fungi, Ascomycota, Eurotiomycetes, Eurotiales, Aspergillaceae. Gene Ontology annotation, cellular component: endoplasmic reticulum membrane. Gene Ontology annotation, biological process: GPI anchor biosynthetic process. The transcript has 3 exons.
AUGGCCUCCCCACCCCCCUCCCCCCUCACCACCACCAGCGCCGCCUCCGCGCCGCCCGACAACUCCAACAAACCCGCCGCACCCCCCGUGCACGUCCUCCCAACCCAACUCGCAACCAUCUACUCCUACAUCCACCCAGCGGCGCUACUCUCCGCCUUCGCCGCGCGAUUCCCCGCGCUGGUCAACGACCCCGUCGCAGAAAUGGCCCAGCAAUUGCCCCUCCUCGCCCUCGCGCACGUCGCCUACGUGAUGAUUUGUCUCCCGGCCGCGGGCUCCUCGGAUUCUACUACUUCCACCACCACCACCACUCCCGCUUCGCCGUCUACUCCCACCGCCUCCAGCGCCUCCUCCACAGGAACAACCACCGGUACCAACGAAAAAGGAGGAAAUGUGAUCCUCCGUCCCGGCCGCGUCGGCCGGCGGCGCACGAAGGACUCGUCUUCGUCGUCGGCGACGGCCUCGGCGAUUAGUGGGCGGGUUGUUGCUUCGCUAUUAUCCUUGACAUUGACAACCCUCCUCGCCACCCCCGUCCUCAGCAUCCUUCUUGUUCUCUUUGGCGCCCCGUUCACGACUCAUCAUGCUCAGACGGUUCUGUGUGCGGCGCAUAUGGCUAUUCUGUCGUCGACGGCGCUGGUGGACCGUCCGUGGCAGGCGUAUCCGAUUACCUUGUUGACGGGGGCGUAUAUCGGGUUUGUGGUCGGGUCGGUGCUGGGGAGGUCGGUGUUGUUUGGGAAGAGGAUUCGGUUUGAGGAGGGGGAGGAUGUGAAGAAGGUUGAGUAG